UGGCGCCUGCUGGCCCGGCUGCUGAGCCCGGACUGUGGAGGAGCGGCUGAGAGAGGGCGCAGAAUCAGAGAAGGUCCGAGAAGCAGAUACACUUUGCGUGUUUUCCCCCUUUUAUCUUAUUAUCCCCAUUCCAUUAACCACAGGCUGAAAAAUAUUCCUCUCAAGUGAAAGUCAGCCUGCGGGUGUGAAAUCAGCCGGUGCGCGCAGCGCGUACGGAGUAUUGCGCUGUUUUCUGAGUUUUGGUGGAGGUCGUUCACUAAACUCAGCUGCUGCUCUCGGAGGUCAGUUUGGAUUAUUCGGUGGACGCGUGUUGUAUUGAGCACAAUUCACCACAGAGUUCAUCCCAAAGUUUGGACCGCUGUCACAGCACACUUCUGCCUGUCUUUUAGGUAUGCCUUUGGUCGUCAGUCUGACUCCCGACAGGUAACCAGGCGUGUUGCUGCUCUCAUGGCCUCGACAACCCUGCGAGUGUUCCCUGUCGCUGUGGUCACCAUCCUGGCAGUGCUGGCGUCGUCUGCAGAGAAGCAUGAGUGGCACUUCGAUCCAGCUCAGUGUCGUUACGCCCUGGGGAUGGAGGAUGGCACCAUCCCAGAUUCUGACAUCACUGCCUCCAGCGCCUGGUCAGACUCCACGGAGGCCAAACAUGGAAGGUUGAGUACUGGAGAGGGGGACGGAGCGUGGUGUCCAUUAGGAUCCGUGUUCCCCAGCGGAUCAGAGUACCUUCAGAUUGACCUGCGCAGACUCCACUUCCUGGCUCUGGUCGGCACUCAGGGUCGCCACGCUGACGGACACGGUCAGGAGUUUGCACGCAGUUACCGGCUCCGCUAUUCCCGAGAUGGAGAGAAAUGGAUCACCUGGAAGGACCGCUGGGGCCAAGAUGUGGUGUCUGGUAAUGAGAAUACCUACGAUGUUGUGCUGAAAGACCUCGGACCUCCCAUUGUGGCACGCAUGGUGCGAUUCUACCCCCUCGCCGACCGGGUUAUGAGCGUUUGUCUUCGGGUGGAGCUCUAUGGCUGCCUUUGGAACGAUGGGUUGAAGGCUUACACAGCUCCAGUGGGUCAUGUCAUGCAGCUGCCCGGCAUGUCUGUGUAUCUCAACGACUCCACCUAUGAUGGGAGCACGGAACAAGGGAUACAGUUUGGAGGCCUUGGUCAGCUGUGUGACGGUGUCCUGGGAGGAGACGACUUUACAAAGACUAAGGAGUUGAGGGUGUGGCCUGGGUAUGACUACCUGGGCUGGAGCCGGGAAGCUCUCGGGCAAGGCAGCGUGGAUAUUGAGUUCCACUUUGAGAAACCACGAGUCUUCCACCACAUGCAGGUGCACAGUAAUAACCGUCACACACAGGGUGUGAGGGUUUUCAGCAAAGUGGAGUGCCUUUUUAAGCCUGGCAUCCUCCAGCCAUGGUCCUCUCCUGCCCUCACCUUGCCUGUGCCCCUCGAGGAUCUAAAGGACCCCUCGUCACGACCCAUCUCUCUCCCACUGGGCGGCCGGCCGGCUCAGAUCCUCCGCUGCAAAUUCUACUUUGCCGACCGUUGGCUGCUCAUCAGCGAGAUAUCUUUCCUCUCUGAGCCGUUUGAGGAGGAUGUCACAGACACUGAUUUAUUUCCUCCAAAUAUUCCCAAGAUUCCUGGCACCAAAUCCUCUCCUCCUCCUGUUAAUGUCACCUCCUCUGCUCCCACGUCGAGCCGCGGUGCCUUCAAUUCCACUACCGGGCCUACUGAACCCCCCACCACCACCACCGCUGUCAUGAUGGACACCACUGGUAACUGGACGCUUUCAGGGCCGGCGUUUGCUGCUGUUACUCCGAGGGCGGGGCUUCCCGUGGCUAAAGACGACAGCAGCAAUACAGCCAUUCUGAUUGGCUGCCUGGUGGGCAUCAUCCUUCUGCUCCUGGCUGUGAUAGUUGUCAUUCUUUGGAGGCAGUACUGGAAAAAGUUACUGGGAAAGGCCCAAGGCAGUCUGUCCAGUGAUGAGCUGCGGGUUCACCUCUCCGUCCCCUCGGACAACGUGGUCAUCAACAACACCCACAGCUACUCGAGUCGCUACCAGCGCAUCCACACUUUUCCGGAUGACCGUGACCACGACAGAGAAGCAGAAGGGGAGUAUCAGGAGCCCAGCGCCCUGCUCCGGCCCCGAGAUCACAGAGACAGCACAGCCUUGCUGUUAAACAACCCAACCCAUUACCUGCUCCUACCAGAUCACAGAAAAGGCUUGAGAGCGUUAGUCGUCCCCAGCUCCACACAGGUUCGGGAAAAGAGCCUCAAUGUGCCCCAGGCUUGUGGUCUGGACUUUGACAUGGAGAAAGGUUUCCCCCCAGCACAGGAGGAGCCUCCUCCCUACCCCGGGUCCCCUCCUUACCCUUCCCUGUCUCCGCCCGUGUCUCCCCCGAUGCCCCCCAGCGUCCCCCACUAUGCCGAGGCAGACAUCGUGAGCUUGCAGGGUGUCAGCGGCAACAACACCUACGCUGUUCCGGCCUUGGCCUCUUCAAGCCCCGGAGCUGAUGCCGCCCCGCUGCCAGAGCUGCCACGCCAGUGUCUCAUCUUCAAGGAGAAGCUCGGGGAGGGGCAGUUUGGAGAGGUACACCUGUGUGAAAUCGAGAGCCCUCAGGACCUUCCUACCCUGGAGUUCCCCUUCAAUGUGAGAAAAGGUCGCCCCCUUCUGGUAGCUGUGAAGAUACUGCGCCCAGACGCCUCCAAGAACGCCAGGAACGACUUCCUGAAAGAGGUGAAGAUCCUGUCUCGCUUGAAGGACCCGAACAUAAUCAGGCUGCUGGGGGUGUGUGUGAGCAGUGAUCCGCUCUGCAUGGUCACCGAAUACAUGGAGUGUGGAGACUUGAACCAGUAUUUGUCCCAGCGAGUGCUUCUGGACAAAACUGGGCCUUCACACAAUACGCCAACCAUCAGUUACCCAGCGCUCAUCUCCAUGGCCAGCCAGAUUGCGUCAGGAAUGAAGUUCCUCUCCUCGCUUAACUUCGUGCACCGAGAUCUGGCCACGCGUAACUGUCUGGUUGGGGGUGAGAGGGGCGAGAGCGGAGAGGACCGAGGCGGAGAGCGCCACAUCAAGAUCGCCGACUUCGGCAUGAGCAGGAACUUGUACGCUGGAGACUACUACAGGAUCCAGGGCAGGGCCGUGCUGCCAAUACGCUGGAUGGCCUGGGAGUGCAUACUCAUGGGUAAGUUCACCACGGCGAGCGAUGUGUGGGCGUUCGGAGUCACUCUGUGGGAGAUGCUGAGCGUUUGUCAGGAGCAGCCGUAUUCCACCCUCACGGAUGAGCAAGUCAUCGACAAUGCUGGCGAGUUCUUCAGAGACCAGGGCAGACAGGUGUAUCUGAGCAGGCCGGCCGUGUGUCCUCAGGGUCUCUACGAGCUCAUGUUGAGCUGCUGGAACAGAGACUGCAAGGUCCGCCCAUCUUUCGCUUACAUCCACUCCUUUCUUACGGAGGACGCCAUGAACAUGGUGUAAAGUAAAGCAGAGGAGCAGAAUAAGAAGAAAAGGCUUGUGCGUUCAUGCAUACUUCCCACAGUGGGAAGACGUGGUGGUGGCUACACAUACGGGGCAGACGAAAAGGGAGACCGGGUUGCUCGCUUUUAUAUUUUGUACUUUUUGGGUGGAUGGGGCUGAGAGACCGCUGGUUCGGUUUUAAUUCCACAUCAGACCCCAAAGACAAAGCUAACUUCCUCUUAACAUAGUUUAAGCUACAUUUCUCGCGGGUGGUGGUGGUACUGGUGGUGGGUGCGGUCUGCAUAGCAUCUAAUUUCUUCUCAGCUAAACAAUCAUGGAGGGUUUCGGUGACGGUGAUUAUGUGCUGUAGAGUUAAGGAGCUCAGUUACAGGAAACACUCUGUAAACGUAGGAAAUCAGGAGCUAGGCAGUUAUGAAGUUUAAUGAUUGUUUUUUUUCAGCAUCUCCACACAGGAUGACAGGUGUGGGUCACAUGACUCGCAAAGUUUUAAGAGAAUGCCUCAUGUCUAGAGAAGAAACACACACAAACACACACACACAGACAGGGAUUGUGUCAGUACUUAUAGUAUGUAUAAAUUACUGCACACAGACAUGGCUGAUGGCUGAGCUAGAACCUCAGUGAUGGAUUUCAUUUUUAUCUCAGCCCGUUAUCCGUACGUAGCGACCCACGUCCAGAGUUGUCAGUUUUAGUGGACUAAUGUGAAAUGAUGUGGACCAGACAACAGCAGCCCUCUUUCUGCAAUGUGAUCAAGUCAACGCCAACGUCGUAGUCAAAAACCCCAAAAAAGAAAUAUUUGAACUUCAUCUUUGAGCCACAGUUUAAAAAAACAAAAAACAAAACAGGUUGUAUGAACUUCUCUAACCUGAGAAAAAGGUGCAGAAGAGGAGACCCUGCUACACCUUUGCUGCUCCCACAAACUGGAACAGCUUUUCCAAGCAGAUGUAACACCAGCCAGGCGGUGGACGGGACUUCAGAUGCGCCUGCUCGGGUGUUUUGGCUGUGACUCAUCAAAAAGGAAAGACUUUUUUUUUUUAAUUCCAAAAACCAGCUGCACUUUAAACCCUUCACGAAUCCCCGGCUGUGAUGAAACUCGUCUCUGUGAUGAUUCCUCUUUGAUGUGGAUUCUAAUGCUUUUUUUUUUUUUUUUUGCAAAGUGAGAUUGAAGCGAAUCACAGAAACAGGACAAAACCUGCUUUUUUAAAAUCCUCUCCAACACAGCGUCGCCAAACCAUUAGAUGUAAAAUAUUCUAUUUUGUAAAUGGAAUGGCAUCCUCAGUUACUUUCAUUUUAAAUGUGUGACAACCUUCUGUUCAUUUUUUUUUAAUGCGCUGACAUGUUUAGUCGUCCAGUAAUCUGUUUCCAUUCAUCCUCAUGUCUCACUGUAAUCGUUGUUCAGAAGGAUAUUAUGUGUAGUAUCCGAUAUUAAGCGGGUCAUUCCAUGGAAAGUAAUCAGUGCCUCCCACCUGAGCCCAUCAGAACCAGCAGAUAUUUUUGUACAAAAAAAUGUGACAUGCAUGCUUAUACUGUACAUACUUCAUACUAUGAAUAUUUUCCAAAUAAUAGGAACUCAAAGUACAUAGGUGAGGGUUCAGAUGUUAUGCUUUUUAUUUUAAAUUCUUGUUUUAGCAUUUUCAAGACCUCCAAACGUUAAAAGUGCAGGGAAUAGCUACACGACGUUGUCAAGCCUGAGAAAAAUCGAUUCCAACUGUCGAAAUCUGAGGUAAAAAACUUUGUUUAGUGAUCCAGGCCCAGAACGCAGCAGUGAACACUAGUGUCAAGGCAUUUGGAUGAGUAAAGUGAGUAAAAGGAACAUGUCAUCCUGUGCCAAAACAAAACAGCAGAGAAAAAAGAACUUUCAUCUGUUAUAACCACAUGUUUAUAUGAGCCUUGAAACAUUACCCACAGUCCACUUUUUGUUUCUUCCUGUGAGAAAAUAGACAAAGCAUCCAGGCUACUUAUCAUUAUAUCUGUUUCUCUAUAGCAUACAGAUUAUAUGGGUGUAGUCUUGCUUUACAGCUAUGAUUGAUCCAGCACCCCUAUAGUCCACUUGACUGAGCAGGCAACGUGUGUGUCAAAGACUGGAGUCCUCAUCAGUGUCGAAUCAAACCUGCGUUUCAUUCUACCUUCACUCACUCACACGUUCUUAUCAAAUAAAUACAAAAAGUUAAACUAAAUUAAAAAUAAAAACAUUUAUCUUCUACCACUUGUUCAAUUGAGGGUCGAUAUAGGGUAAAAGUAGGGUAUAGCCUGGACGGAUUGCCAGUCUGUUGCAGGGCUAACAGAGAGACAACCACUCAUGCUCACAUUCGCACCUAUUGCCAAUUCGGGCUUACCCGAACCCACACUCGUCUUUGAACUGCGGGAGAAAACCAGAGAGGGGAGAGAACAUGCAAACUCUGCACAAAGUUCAUCUUAAAAUUGGUUAUAGAAAAAAUGUGCCAAGUAAAUACGAGGUAUUUCCUCCAGGUUGUGACGGCGGGGGUUUAUUAAUAAUAAUUUAAUAUUUACAUCAAAACUAAAAUAUGUUUUUCAGCCAUUUCAUCUGUCUCUUUUACUUAAGGGGCUCAAAAAAUUCAGAAAAAAAGAACACAAAAUAAGCACCAAGUUUUAACCAACUCUUAAAAUAUUUAUGGUAUGAAUGUAAUAUUUUGCAUGAUUUUUGUUAAAUAGAAUUAUUGUACCAAAAAUAUAUUGAUUCAGAGGGGAUCAGGUGGAAACUUUUUACACAUAUAUAUAUAUAUAUAUAUAUAUAUAUAUAUAUAGAUAUAUAUAUAUUUGGUUGACUUUAUAUUGAAUGACCCAGUCUGACUGCGGUAGAAUCAGUGCAUCUACCUUACCGACAGUGCAGCACUGUAAAUCAGUCCUGAUCAACAUCAUGAAGUAACAAAUUCACCGGUGGUGAAUGGUUGUGCCAUACGAGUCCUUUUUGAUACACUGUAGUUUAACUAAACCCAUAUUUUUUUAUAUAUACUAUACGUACUUAGGCUCUCCUUGUUGUCUGGUUUUUGUCCCGUUCUGUCUAAAGCUGAAAAUCACAGUAUGUACAUAUUUUAAGGACAGAAUUACAAUUUCAUUUAAUAAUAUAUAGAAAACUCUGUCCCAUCUGGGGGUCUUCUGUGUCUGUGUAGAACGCUUGCUACGUUGAUGCUCUUGUAAUUCACUGUGUUGUCUAUUUUUGUAGAUGUUUUAAUAAAGUUAAUCUUUUCAAAAUCA
Oreochromis niloticus (Nile tilapia) is the source of this 6675-nucleotide messenger RNA. RefSeq names its product discoidin domain receptor tyrosine kinase 1 (gene ddr1). Gene Ontology annotation, molecular function: collagen binding; ATP binding; protein tyrosine kinase collagen receptor activity. Gene Ontology annotation, cellular component: signaling receptor complex; plasma membrane. The record is from RefSeq and is a predicted model, not a curated record. The transcript is spliced from 20 exons. Bases 448 to 3462 code for a protein of 1004 amino acids. Gene Ontology annotation, biological process: multicellular organism development; positive regulation of neuron projection development; cell surface receptor protein tyrosine kinase signaling pathway. NCBI's taxonomy places the organism in Eukaryota, Metazoa, Chordata, Actinopteri, Cichliformes, Cichlidae.